Molecule: messenger RNA, 3170 nt
Organism: Elephantulus edwardii (Cape elephant shrew)
Lineage: Eukaryota; Metazoa; Chordata; Mammalia; Macroscelidea; Macroscelididae
Gene: ATP1A2
Product: ATPase, Na+/K+ transporting, alpha 2 polypeptide
Exons: 23
Coding region: 108-3170 (1020 amino acids)
Biological process (GO): intracellular sodium ion homeostasis; potassium ion import across plasma membrane; proton transmembrane transport
Cellular component (GO): membrane
Molecular function (GO): ATP binding; ATP hydrolysis activity; P-type sodium:potassium-exchanging transporter activity
Source: RefSeq, a predicted model, not a curated record
UCUGUCUACCAGGGUCUCUGGCCGUGCUGACUGGCGGGGCUGGUGUGGGCCUGGGAACCUCCCGGUGACUUCUCCCACCUUGGUCCCCUCAACCACUCUACCCCAAAAUGGGCCGUGGGGCUGGCCGUGAGUACUCGCCUGCUGCCACCACCGCGGAAAAUGGGGGUGGCAAAAAGAAACAGAAGGAGAAGGAGCUGGAUGAGCUGAAGAAGGAGGUGGCCAUGGAUGACCACAAGCUGUCCCUGGAUGAGCUGGGCCGCAAGUACCAAGUGGACCUGUCCAAGGGCCUCACCAACCAGCGGGCUCAGGACAUCUUGGCUCGGGAUGGACCCAAUGCCCUCACCCCACCACCCACAACCCCCGAAUGGGUCAAGUUCUGUCGCCAGCUUUUUGGAGGCUUCUCUAUCCUGCUGUGGAUUGGGGCAAUCCUUUGCUUCCUGGCCUAUGGCAUCCAGGCUGCCAUGGAGGAUGAACCAUCCAAUGACAAUCUCUAUCUGGGUGUAGUCUUGGCAGCUGUGGUCAUCGUCACUGGCUGCUUCUCCUACUAUCAGGAGGCCAAGAGCUCCAAGAUCAUGGAUUCUUUCAAGAACAUGGUGCCUCAGCAAGCCCUCGUGGUGCGGGAGGGAGAGAAGAUGCAGAUCAACGCAGAGGAAGUGGUGGUGGGAGACCUUGUGGAAGUGAAGGGUGGCGACCGAGUCCCUGCUGACCUUCGAAUCAUCUCUUCUCACGGAUGCAAGGUGGAUAACUCAUCACUCACAGGCGAGUCAGAACCCCAGACCCGCUCCCCUGAGUUUACCCAUGAGAACCCCCUGGAGACGCGGAAUAUCUGUUUCUUCUCCACCAACUGUGUUGAAGGCACGGCCAGGGGCAUUGUGAUCGCCACAGGUGACCGGACGGUGAUGGGUCGCAUAGCCACUCUGGCCUCAGGCCUGGAGGUUGGGCGGACGCCAAUCGCCAUGGAGAUCGAACACUUCAUUCAGCUCAUCACAGGCGUGGCCGUGUUCCUGGGAGUCUCCUUCUUUGUGCUCUCCCUCAUCCUGGGCUACAGCUGGCUGGAAGCCGUCAUCUUCCUCAUCGGCAUCAUUGUGGCCAACGUGCCUGAGGGCCUGCUGGCCACCGUCACUGUGUGUCUGACCCUGACAGCCAAGCGCAUGGCAAGGAAGAACUGCCUGGUGAAGAACCUGGAGGCCGUGGAGACACUGGGCUCCACCUCCACCAUCUGCUCUGACAAGACGGGCACCCUCACCCAGAACCGCAUGACCGUUGCCCACAUGUGGUUUGACAACCAGAUCCAUGAAGCUGACACCACAGAGGACCAGUCUGGGGCCACUUUUGACAAGCGAUCGCCCACAUGGACAGCCCUGUCUCGGAUCGCUGGUCUCUGCAAUCGUGCCGUCUUCAAGGCUGGUCAGGAGAACAUCUCUGUAUCAAAGAGAGACACUGCUGGCGACGCCUCUGAGUCAGCUCUACUCAAGUGCAUCGAGCUGUCCUGUGGCUCAGUGAGGAAGAUGAGGGAGAGGAACCCCAAGGUGGCGGAGAUUCCUUUCAACUCUACCAACAAGUACCAGCUGUCCAUCCAUGAACGAGAAGACAGUCCCCAGAGCCACGUCCUGGUGAUGAAAGGGGCCCCAGAGCGCAUCCUGGACCGGUGCUCCUCGAUCCUGGUGCAGGGCAAGGAGAUCCCACUGGAUAAGGAGAUGCAAGACGCCUUUCAAAAUGCCUACAUGGAACUGGGAGGACUUGGGGAGCGUGUGCUGGGGUUCUGUCAUCUGAAUCUGCCCUCUGGAAAGUUUCCUCGAGGCUUCAAAUUCGACACAGAUGAGCUGAACUUCCCCACGGAGAAGCUCUGCUUUGUGGGCCUCAUGUCUAUGAUUGACCCUCCCCGGGCCGCAGUGCCAGAUGCAGUGGGCAAGUGCCGGAGUGCAGGGAUCAAGGUGAUCAUGGUGACUGGGGAUCAUCCUAUCACAGCCAAAGCCAUUGCCAAAGGUGUGGGCAUUAUAUCCGAGGGCAACGAGACUGUGGAGGACAUUGCGGCCAGACUCAACAUCCCUGUGAGUCAAGUCAACCCCAGAGAAGCCAAGGCGUGCGUGGUGCACGGCUCUGAUCUGAAGGACAUGACAUCCGAGCAGCUCGAUGAGAUCCUCAAGAACCACACAGAGAUCGUGUUUGCCAGGACCUCCCCUCAGCAGAAGCUCAUCAUCGUGGAGGGAUGUCAGAGGCAGGGCGCCAUCGUGGCAGUGACCGGUGACGGGGUGAACGACUCCCCCGCGCUGAAGAAGGCCGACAUUGGCAUCGCCAUGGGCAUCUCUGGCUCCGACGUGUCUAAGCAGGCAGCAGACAUGAUCCUGUUGGAUGACAACUUUGCCUCCAUCGUCACGGGCGUGGAGGAGGGCCGCCUGAUCUUUGACAACCUGAAGAAAUCCAUCGCCUACACCCUGACCAGCAACAUCCCUGAGAUCACGCCCUUCCUGCUCUUCAUCAUCGCCAACAUCCCGCUCCCUCUGGGCACCGUGACCAUCCUCUGCAUCGACCUGGGCACAGACAUGGUCCCUGCCAUCUCCCUGGCCUAUGAGGCAGCUGAAAGUGACAUCAUGAAGCGACAGCCCAGAAACCCACAGACAGACAAGCUGGUGAAUGAGAGGCUCAUCAGCAUGGCCUACGGACAGAUCGGGAUGAUCCAGGCUCUGGGUGGCUUCUUCACCUACUUCGUGAUCCUGGCUGAGAAUGGUUUCCUGCCGUCACGGCUGCUGGGAAUCCGGCUGGAUUGGGAUGACCGGUCCAGGAAUGACCUGGAGGACAGUUAUGGACAGGAGUGGACCUACGAGCAGCGGAAGGUGGUGGAGUUCACGUGCCACACGGCCUUCUUUGCCAGCAUCGUGGUUGUGCAGUGGGCUGACCUCAUCAUCUGCAAGACCCGCCGCAACUCAGUCUUCCAGCAGGGCAUGAAGAACAAGAUCCUGAUCUUUGGGCUCCUGGAGGAGACAGCGCUGGCUGCCUUCCUGUCUUACUGCCCUGGCAUGGGAGUGGCCCUCCGCAUGUACCCGCUCAAGGUCACUUGGUGGUUCUGCGCCUUCCCCUACAGUCUCCUCAUCUUCAUCUAUGAUGAGGUCCGGAAGCUCAUCCUGCGACGAUAUCCUGGUGGUUGGGUGGAGAAGGAGACAUACUACUGA